Molecule: messenger RNA, 6641 nt
Organism: Stegastes partitus (bicolor damselfish)
Lineage: Eukaryota; Metazoa; Chordata; Actinopteri; Pomacentridae
Gene: sipa1l3
Product: signal-induced proliferation-associated 1 like 3
Exons: 24
Coding region: 412-5733 (1773 amino acids)
Biological process (GO): establishment of epithelial cell polarity; regulation of small GTPase mediated signal transduction; epithelial cell morphogenesis
Cellular component (GO): Golgi apparatus; cytoplasm; plasma membrane
Molecular function (GO): GTPase activator activity; protein binding
Source: RefSeq, a predicted model, not a curated record
GUGUCUGGAGAAUUAUUUUAACGGAGUAGGAGCCGAGAGGAGCCGCCGGAGCAGCGUUAGAUUAACAUACUGAGCCUCAUCUGCCAGCACAGUACCGUCAAACCUCACCACACCUGCUUUGCCUGCACAGCUGGAGGCAGACAAGCUCUACAUCAGACUGAAAAUAGUCACAAGAAGAAGAACAAGAAGAAGAAGAAGAAGAGCAGGACUGGCCCUUAUUCAGAGUGGUCUAUCAUGGACCAGUGAAGUCUUUCCCACCCUGCCAGUUAAAAGCGAUGUUUUUGGGAGCUGGAGACCGUAACACCAUCAGCAGAGUGUGUGUGGGGCCCCUCCGCUCCGUCUUCCCCAGCACCCCUCCUGACAUGGGAUGCCAGCCCCCUGCCCCCCUGCCCUGAGCUCUCCUGGGGUGCCAUGAACAGUUACAGAGACAGAGGGGUAACUUGCACCUCCUCAGACCUUCUGGAUGGAGGAGGAGGAGGGUUGCCACAGCACGCUUCAUUUCGUCACACCCCCAAUGGCCACCCAGUCCCCGGUCCCCCAGACCCGGCCAUCCCACCGCGCAUCUCCGUGCCCAAAAUGGGUGUUCGAGCACGGAUUGCAGAAUGGCCUCCGCGUCGUGCACAGUCCCGGGAGUCGCUGCUUGAAAACGGGCAAAUUGGCAGCAAUCAUUACGCAGACGACUGCUCCACGUCAGUUUCGUCAUCGGUUUUGUCAUCCGAUGUAAGGUUGGUGCGGGGAGGAGUUGCCAGGUUGCCCCGAAGACGGUCUAAGGAUGUAGAGUUCAGAGGAGGAGGGUUUGGUGGUGAAAGAAAUUCACCUUUCAGUCUAAGAGUGUUCCCACCUCUGCGACAGCGAUCCAACAGUGAAGUGACACUAAGUGAGCAAGAUGAAAAUGAGGUGGAAGUUCAUAGAAGUGUUGGGAUGGGGAACCGGUUCCGAGAGUAUGGCAGCACCUCAUCCAUCGACAUCCAGGGAAUUCCUGAGCAGAGCUUCUUCGACAUGCUCAGCCAGUUUCACCAGGAGAGGCCUGACCAGCGCAGCUCAGCACCGGUUCGCCUGGGGGAGCUGCUCGGGGCUCCUGACUCACCACACAAUGCACCUCUGCCCUCUGCUCCCUCACCUGGUCCCUCAGGUGGGGAUGACAGAGGAAGGAAGGAUGGUGAGAGAGUGAGGAAAAAAAGUGGUGGGACGGAGUCGUCACUUGGUACCUCCUCUUUGUUCCGUAAACUUCGGAGCUCGAGUAGAGGGGAGCUGGAUGGAGGAAAAGGAGAAACUAUUGAGGACAGGGGAGGACGAGGUUUUACAGAUGCCUCUUACAAACCAUGGGUCUGUCCCAAGAGCUUUGUCCACUUUGAUGCUCAGAGCAUCCUGUUUGACCUCCAUGAAGCAGCGGCUCAGCGUGGCUUUGUCGCCCAGAGGCGGAACACAGCCACGGGGGCAUCAGCUGCUUCAGUGUCCCUGUCCAUCUCCAGAUCCUCAGCUCCAAGUGUGAACGACCCCAUUUAUUCCAGCAUUGAGGAUCUGACCAUGAGCCUCGACCCGGGCUCCACAACACCCUCCCUGGGCAUGGACCCUCUAGAUGGGCCUGGAGCCCAGAGCUCGAGCCCACUGCUCCUCUGCUGCCCCCACUUCCUCAAUGAGACUGGGGGACACGGAGAGCGCAACAUCAGCUUCCUUAGCUCGUCAGCAGAGAGAGGAGCAGACGGAGGAGGAGAAGGAAUAAGGGGUUGGCUGAGAAAGAGUAACGCCAGCAUGUCGGUGCUGGAAGUGCCUGUUGAACAGCAGGUUACAAGACUGGACAGACUGAAACUGUACAGCAUAGAGCAUGUAGACCUGGGGGCCAGAUACUACAGAGACUACUUCCAUGGGAAAGAGCACUCAAACUACUUUGGGACAGAUGAUAAGCUGGGCCCUGUGGCUGUGAGCAUCCGCAGAGAGAAAGUGGAAGACACCAAAGACCUGAAAGACCAGUACCAGUACCGCCUCAUCGUCAGGACAAGCGAGCUUGUGACCCUGCGAGGCUCCAUUUUAGAAGAUGCCGUGGCGUCUACAGGGAAACACGGCACAGUUCGAGGUCUGCCGCUCAAAGAGGUCCUGGAACAGGUCGUCCCAGAGCUCAAUGUGUCCUGUUUGAGACUGGCACUCAGCACAGCCAAAGUCACAGAGCAGCUCCUAAAACUGGAUGAACAGGGGCUAAGUCAGAAGCACAAGGUGGGUGUUCUGCUGUGCCGUGCAGGCCAGAGCACAGAGGAGGAGAUGUACAACAACGAGGAGGCAUCACCCGCCUUCUCUGCCUUCCUGGAGCUGCUGGGGGAGCAGGUGCUUCUCAAAGGAUUUACCAAAUACGCUGCACAGCUCGACACAAAGACGGACUCAACAGGCACCCACUCCCUGUACACCACCUACCAGGGCUACGAGGUCAUGUUCCACGUGUCGACCAUGUUGCCCUAUAUGCCCAACAACCCACAGCAGCUCCUCAGGAAGAGGCACAUAGGGAACGACAUUGUCACGAUAAUCUUUCAGGAGCCGGGAGCGUUGCCUUUCACCCCUCAAAAUAUUCGUUCACACUUCCAGCAUGUCUUUGUUAUCGUUCGUGUACACAACCCCUGCUCUGACAACACCUGUUACAGUGUUGCUGUGACACGGAUGAAGGAUGUGCCCCCCUUUGGACCACCCAUUCCCAACGGCGUCACCUUCCGUGACCCCGAGACUUUUCGAAACUUCCUUCUAGCCAAAGUCAUCAAUGCAGAAAGUGCAGCACACAAGUCAGAGAAGUUCCACACCAUGGCCACACGAACACGGCAGGAGUACCUGCGUGACCUGGCUGAGAACUACGUGAGCAGCACGCCGCUCGACUCAGCUGGCAAACUAAACAAUCUCAUCUCUCUUGCGUCUAAGAAACGCGAGCGCUCAAAGGCGAGAGAAGGAGCGGAGCUUGGAGCUGCAGGGGCGGUUGCUUGGAGAGUCCAGGCCCAGGACUUUAGUGGAGGAGGAACGGAGCUCUUCUGUGCCUUGGGUUUGUCAGCUGAGUAUGUCCUCCUCAUAGACUGUUCCACCAAAGAGGUGGUGUUUAACUGUUUCUGUGCGGACGUGAUCGGCUGGACACCAGAACGACUGGCGCUGAAGAUCUUCUAUGGCAGAGGAGACCACAUCGCCGUACGAGUACCAGAAGGCUGUGCACAGGACAUCAGGGAGAUGGUUCAGAGGUUAAAGUCGCUGACAGUGGGAUGCGAGACUGUAGAUAUGACACUGAGAAGAAACGGACUGGGACAGCUGGGCUUCCAUGUUCGCCUGGAUGGCACUGUGGCUGAGGUGGAGGAGUACGGCUUCGCUUGGCAGGCAGGACUGAGGCAGGGCAGCCGGUUGGUGGAGAUCUGCAAGGUGGCCGCAGUGACGCUAACUCAUGAGCAGAUGAUUGACCUGCUGAGGACGUCGGUCACGGUCAAAGUGGUCAUCAUUCCUCCGUACGAGGAGGGCGGACCUCGCAGGGGCUGCACAGAGGAGUACGAGAUGAAGACCAUGGAGCAGAAGCCAGAACCUGAGCCUCUGGCGGCAGGAUACCGACCCUCCCCUCGCCAAACAUGGCGAUGGGAAAGCUCACCCAUUCCUCCUGGGCUUCACAGUGCCCCCAACGCACAGCGUUGGGUACCCAUGGGCCCCCCACCUCCUCCACUGCCCCGCACACACAAGGCCCUGAUGCCAGUUCCCUACAGAGAGCCUCAGCACCUCAAUUCCAAGAGACCAGUGAGCUACCCAGAGAACCACUACAGUCUGUCUCCUGCAGGAGGCGACAGAGUGCUGCCCUACAGGAACCCCUCUGCUAGCUUCUCCUCGCCCUCCUCGGGCCUGGUCGGUCUCUCCACAAUGGGACCGCCUGGAAUCACACCAGGGCCCUUUGUACGCUACAAACCUUCACCCGACAGAUAUGGAACAGGACAGCGCCCCCUGCUGCCCUAUGAACCCCACCUCAGUGUGGACGUCACCUCCAGUGGAGAGUCUUCCUCAGGCUUCACAAGCCAGGACAGCACCAUGGAGCGUGGUAAAACAGAACCCCUCUGGCAUGUCCCAGCGUCGUCGUCUCGGGGACCAGGUGGCGGAGGGGGGCAGCGGAGACUAACCAGGCAGGAUGUCCCAGGGAAAGACUCGCCAAACAGACACUCGAAGGGUGAGACUCAGUACUCCAGCCACUCCAGCAGCAACACUCUGUCCAGCAACGCCUCCAGCAGCCACAGCGACGAGCGCUGGUUCGACGGAGGUGCUGGAGGAGAGAGAGGAGGCGGGGGUUGCCUGGGUGACCCGGCCGACACCGACCCCGACCUUCUCAACAAGGGAGGGUCCAACGACAGCGGCAUCGACGCCUCGACGCACUACAACAACACUCGCCACGGAAACAUGUCCAACAGCCAAUCCCACAAGCCCAUGCACUGCUCUGCGACCUACAGUGGCAUCCAGGAGCUGUCCGUGGGAAGGAGCAGCGGUGGGGGAGAGGCGAGGAGACGAGAGUCUUCACCCAUCAUACCAGCUGCAUCCAAUCAGAACAAAGGAUACCGGACGAGGACAUUCCCGCCUCCUGGCUCCAGUGCUGAUAAAAUGGAUGCUUUCAAACCCAGGGCCUACACACCGCAGGGUUACAAGACUCCAACAGCAGAAAAGGCUCGACCGGUCCGAGCCGCCACCACUACGCCCACUUCAGCUCAGUUAAGCUCCACCCCUCUGUCAAGCUCCGCCCCAAAGGCCUUAUAUGGAAAGAGCAGACAAACAGCCUGGCAAACCGAAGACACCAGUCAGUCACCUUCAAACACAGUGACAGCAUCCAACUCUGAAGGCAGCAACGGCAAGAAGCAGGUAGAUACGAAUUCAAAAAAUGUGUUCGGACAACCUCGGCUCCGAGCAUCACUGAGGGACCUACGAUCACCACGACGGACGUACAAGAGCACCAUCGAAGACGACCUGAAGAAACUGAUCAUCAUGGACAACCCAGGAGAGACACCACAAAGAGAUCCAUCUCCCAGACGGACAUUGCAACGCACCUUUUCAGAUGAGUCACUAUGCAGCGGCCGCAGAGACGCCAGCUUUGCCAACUCUGAGAGCCAGACGACCCCCACCGACGUGCUGUUCACCUGCACGCUGCCCACUCGCAGACACAACGUCUCCUCCAACCACAUGCAGGGCAAGAAGGUGCCUCUGUCUGCAUCAGAGCUGUCUCUUACAGAAGUGAGAGACAAAGUUCCCCCCCUGAGGAGGCUUGAUCCUGGGCUGAUGCCCCUUCCUGACACAGCCUGUGGACUGGAGUGGUCCAGCCUGGUCAAUGCUGCUAAAGCCUACGAAGCACAAAGAGCGGUUUCCCUCUUCUCACUGACAGAGCCGCAGGCUGGAGGUCCGGACAUGAGACCAGUCAUCAGUCCAGUUCAGUUUCACACUCCUCAGACGCCACGGACCACGCCCACCUUCAGCGGCGACGAGGUGCCCAAUGAUUUGUCUGGCCGGCUCUACCACCUGGAAGUGAUGUUGAAACAGCUGAACACUGAUCUGGAGAGAGAGAAGAAAGAUAAAGUCGUUCUGCUAGCGGAGAUGGCCAACCUGCGAGAAAACAACCAGCGCCUGCAGGAGGAGAGCCACACCGCCAGCGAGCAGCUGCGUAAGUUCAGCAUGCUCUUUACAAACCUCAACAAGACGGGCAGCGACCACGAGGGUCACUACGUAACACAUGAAGCUGACUCACAGAGGGAGUGAUCGACAGCUGCAGCAGAAGAGCGUGAGAUUCAGGCCAAAGGGAGGGCCAGUGUGAGAGUACCCAUGAUUCCUUGCACUCACAGGGGCGGCAGAGGACACGAUGAUGUCACCUGACUCAGCUUCCACUGGACGGCCUUAAACCAGAGACGGCAACGAAAACAAGACGAUCUGGAUUUUUAAAUUGUAACACUCGGAGAGCCUGCACACAGACGAAGCAGAGACCCUCCCUCUCUACACCCUGAGCCUGUUUAUUUUUCUAAACUGAAGUGAAGACGUCUUAUGUCCUUGUUAUAUAUAUAUAUAUAAAUAUAGAAACACAUAAUGCUACUAUGCCAGAGGAGCGAGCAGGAGAGGAGAUCCUGACUGUUUUAGAGAACACUACAUCACCUGGAGAGGCCUAAUACUGUUCCUGCAGCGAAUCAGCCAAAAAGACACUCAUUACAGACUGCAUCUCCCAGAAUGCACUAGAAGUAAUGGAAGCUCUACAGACAUGGUACUGUAGAUAGAUGCCUGUGUGGUACAAUUCCCACGUAUCAAUAUUCUCAACAUUGUACUGAUAUUGUAUAACAGUCGUACUAAAGAGGUGUGUGUGUGUGUAACUGAUGGUACAAUACUCAGAAGCAUUACAGCACGACAGCGUUGUGCUCGAGGAAGACGCGUCUUAUUCCUUCGGUGUGAGUGUUAAUGUGAGAGUUUGGGUGUUAUAUGUCUGUUAAAGGACAACUGAGUGAUGAACAAACUUGUUUACUGUAAUAUGAAACUCGUGGGCCACAAUAUUUUUUCUGUCCGCCGUUUACAUGGAUGAACUUUGGGCCCACAGAUGUGAAACAAGCCAUCAGCGUGUUUAGCGAGAGUAAAUGGUUGAUGUCACAAAGCUCAGUGAUUAUAAUAGCAUCAUAUCUGAUAUA